Molecule: messenger RNA, 924 nt
Organism: Megalopta genalis
Lineage: Eukaryota; Metazoa; Arthropoda; Insecta; Hymenoptera; Halictidae
Source: RefSeq, a predicted model, not a curated record
AUUGGCAUGUUCACGGCAAAAUUAGCAGCUCACAUAAUCUCGAAAACUUACAAAUUUCCAAAUGUUUUCAGAGUUUCGACGCGCAACCUCAUCCACAAUGGCACAGCACUGCACCAGAGUAACAAGAAUGCAACGCAUUCCUCGCCGAAAUGCGAGGAAUAUCGGGAGAAGCUUAAGAAAUGCCCGAAACUGACCGAAUCGGUUCUCUGUUGCAAAAGGUUUUUCCAGAAAGAAGUUUACCCGCAACCGGAAUGCAAGGAACAAACGACUCUGGACGAGUACACGAAGCUACGGGAGAGCAUAAGGUCGCGGGGGGAUGCGUUCUUGAAGACAGUGAAGGAGAGAUCGACGUCCGCCAUAAAUGAGCUGAACGGUUACAUAGCGUCGAUGAAGCACAAGGAGGAAUCUCAACUGAAGCGAUUGCGUUCGGUCAACGAGGAGAAGUUGAACCGGCUGAUGGGCUUGGACGUUGCGAUCGCCACGAAGAAACGUGAACGCGCGAUGUCGAUGAACGAUCGGGCUCGAAUGCAUCUGGAAACGCUUCGGUGCGACCUGAUAGCGCGAACGAUAAGGCUGGUCGAAAUGGCGGAGCGUGUCGAACGGGACACCGUGAUUUGCAUCGGUCAGGCGGAGUCUCUCGUGAAAUCUUGCGGCAAAUGUAAGGACGUGAAGAAGCUGCAGACCUGCUUGAAGGAGAACGCCGACACCGCGACGAUGAAAUUGGAAGACGGAUUGAGAUACGCGAACGUCAGUUUGAAGGAAAUCGAGGCGUACAAACAGGCCGUUAUCAAAUAUUAUGCUCCGCUGUCGUCUGACGCUAUCAGUGCGUACAGCAAAGAGAGCGACAAGUUCUCGAAAUAUUUGGACGACUGUAUUUUUGCCAUUGAGGGGAGGAGCAAAUAAAUAAUCGAUGCAUAAACGAGA